AUGUCACCUCCACAUUCGGGCUCUGGCCCUUUGAGCGGUGCAAUCCUCCUCAUCAACAAGACCAGGAUACUACUAUUUGUUUCUCUUGCAGUGACAUGGGCGAUUGCGAGUCUCCUUCCAGCUUACAAACAGACCGUCACCGACUACGCGAAGAGCAAGGUCAAUAAUGCCAUCCAGCACUUGCCGGCAGUGAAGGUCGACUGGCACCCGCAAUACAACCCGAAAGCCCAAUUCAACGCCUCGAAACUCGCCCUCCUCAUUGAAGGCCGCCCCCUCCCCCAUCUCGUGCCACAAUUGCUCCAUAUGAUGUCAAUUGUGCCGCCAGAAUGGAGAUUCAUGUUUAUUGGGACGAAUGCGAGUGUUGUCAGCGUCUCUCGCAGCUUUGCGGCGCAGUACCACGAGGCAAACGGCAAGCUGGAUCUGGUGGUUCUGCCGGAGCCAUGGUCGGCUGAGUCAAAGGAGGAUGUCUAUCGCAUGCUUACGGACGUCCGGUUCUACGACGAGUUCCUGCCUGACGUGGAAUGGUUGUUGAAGUUCGAAUCAGACAGCAUUAUGUGCUCCCGGUCUGACGAUAGCAUCAAUGACUGGCUACACUUUAGCUGGGCUGGCGCCCCAAGAAUACCCGGGGACAGAUUUGCAGGCAAUGGGGGACUAUCACUCCGUCGGAUAUCUAUUAUCAAAAAGAUAUUAGGGUUUCAAUCAAGAUACAAUGACACAGAGCCAGAAGACGAAUGGUUUGGCAAGCGGAUCACGGUACUUCCAGGAGCAAAAGUUGCCAGUGGUGAUCAAGAAGAUCAUUUCUCCGUUGAGGACAUAUGGCACGAAAAGCCCAUGGGGUUUCAUGUCCGAGAGGGUGGAAACAAUCUUCCUGAGGAUGUAUGGAAGUCAUAUGAACGGAGGAAAAGCAACUUUAAGUACUGCCCUGAACUGGUCAUGAUCAUGCCGAUGAAGCUUGAGCGGGAGCGUUGUGCUGGUGACAACAAGGAGGGUGCCAUCGUCGGAGCAGGGCACCGAGGCGGUCCGAAAUGA
This is a messenger RNA of Drepanopeziza brunnea f. sp. 'multigermtubi' MB_m1, 1029 nucleotides long. RefSeq lists its product as uncharacterized. The record is from RefSeq and is a predicted model, not a curated record. Lineage: Eukaryota; Fungi; Ascomycota; Leotiomycetes; Helotiales; Drepanopezizaceae.